Molecule: messenger RNA, 5121 nt
Organism: Zea mays
Lineage: Eukaryota; Viridiplantae; Streptophyta; Magnoliopsida; Poales; Poaceae
Exons: 3
Coding region: 822-4625 (1267 amino acids)
Source: RefSeq, a predicted model, not a curated record
ACGCUCGUAUUCGCCUUUCGCCACCCGCAAGGCCGCAGCGGCACCAGGACCGGGUGCAGUAGCAGCACUGCAGCAGGCUAGCAGCACCUUGGCUGUCCAAGGAACUACACGGAGCUCCGGGCCGGGCUCCACCCACGGUCGCCCGACCCAAACCGAACCAUGUCCGGGCCCCGCGCAUUGGGUCCACCACCGUCAGCCGCACGGGACCGUCACUGUCAACCCGGCCAGGCGCCAACGCCGCAACGGAGACGGAACCCCGGGGCCCACCACUCCGCCCCGCCUUUCUGCCGCUACCUGCCUGCUAGCCUGCCGCCCGCUACUAAACGCUACGGCUGCCGCUUUCCUCUCUCUCCUCUUCGGGCGAUCGCCAUCGCCGCCGCCGCCGCCGCCGCCCACAGCCCACUCCUGGCUCCACCACAGCCGCCGCCGCGACCGCAGCCGAAAGUGGCGGGGCGGUGCCCCCCCAAAACUCCCGACCCCCACUUCUCUAGGCUCUGGCCUCCCUGUCCGUCCCUCCGGUGCUUGUAGACUAGUAUCCGGACGCGCGGAUACGCGCGCACGUUUCGCGCAUACACCACUGCUCUGCUGGCUUUGACCUCGGGGCCGAUCCCUUGCUGCUCUUAUUGACUCGGUUUCGCCUCCGUUGCUCUGCCUACCCCUGGUUGCUGUCAUCGCCACAGGGUCUCGGUUCACUGCCGUUGUCCACUUCUUCUUCUCCUGCCGCUGCUCCUUGGAGUUUUCCGCAGGCCUCGCUCUCAGCUGCUGGGCUACUGCUUAGUUUCUUCAAAGGUUUGUGUUGGAGGAUAAGAGGGUUACAUGCAAUGGCCCUUGUGGCAAAACAAGCUCCUCUGUGUUUCAAGAAAGUUUUGAGGUUAUCCAUUAGAAAAGGCUAUAGAUUUGUUUCAGAACACCCUAUCCUUUUCGGUUUUGGUGUUUUGCUCUAUCUAUUCUACAGAUCUUCACCAAGGCUCUUUGUGUUCCUGCUUUCUUCUUCACCUGUAAUUAUAUGCACUGCUCUUCUUCUUGGAAUCCUACUGAGUUAUGGAGAAGUUAAUCUUCAUGAGGCCAGUAAAGAUCAUAGGGACACUCCAGAAGUUUCAACUUCCAUGGCUGGAAAUUCGUCCAGUGAUGUCCACUUUGAAGCAAAUCAGAGACCUUCUGUACUUGAAUUUAGGGAGAAUGCAUCAAACUUCAAAGAGAGGGAAACCAAACAGAAAGUUUCCUUCAGAGAGAGGGCUAGCGAGCAUGUUGACCUUGAUGAUUAUAUCCCUCUUCUGAAGAGAGCUGGUGAAGAAGAUGAGAGAGGUGAUCGGGGUAACAUAUCUAGAACACUUACACCAUUUCCUUCUAUGGUCAAUCUUCGCCAAGAGUCUGUGAUAGGGGAGGACUUGACCUUCACCAAGAAAAGGCAAUCGGAAGGUUCUUUUUUCAUGCAGGAUAGGGCCGACUGUCAGACUAGCCUAUUUGAUGAGGCCUGUCGGAGUGGUCUCAAUGACAAAGAUAUACCUUUUGGUUUGUUUUCUUCUAGUGAGAAUGUUAAUAAGAAUGCUGAGAUGGAAGAAAAACUUAAUCAACAGAGAGUAUAUGUAGAUUCAGCAGCUAUCAAAGAGAGAGAUAUUUCUGAAGCGAUGACAACCGAAGAGCUUGCUGGAACUAGCAAACAAGCUGCUUCUGUCCCUAUUGACCAAUCGGAAAACAAUGGCAGACUUAAUGUUGAUACUAGCAAUGUUUUUGAGGACAAUUUGCUUGAUUCCUCUCUUGGCUCACCAUGGGCAAGAGUUAGCAGUCAAGAUGGUUCAUCUGGUUUUGAUUCUGAUGAAACUGAGAGUUCUCCUGAUGCUUCCAUGACUGACAUUGCUCCCGUUCUUGAUGAGAUUGAUCCACUUUUGCGUGCUGAUUCCAAUCGCCCUGAUCCUGUUCCUAAUGAUGAUUCAGACACAGAUUCUCAUGUCUCAGAGGAUCAUCAAAUUGACGAUGAUAGUAAUGAUGAGGGUGAUGACAUUGAUGCUAAAGAUAAUGUUGAGGGGGAGAAGGAAAAUGAUGGGAAGGAAGCUGCAUUUCUUUGGACUGCAGAUGAUGAAAAGAAUCUGAUGGAUCUUGGAUAUUCUGAGAUAGAAAGGAACCGCAGGUUGGAAAUUUUGAUGGCUAGACGAAGAUCGAGGAAGAACAUGACAUUUGAAAUCGAUAACAACUUGAUAGAUGUUCAUAGUGCUGGCUCUGGUAGAAGUUUAGAUGAUUUGUCACGCUUCCGUGCACAGGUACCUCCUAUUGCAGUGCCAAGGAGGAACCCUUUUGACCUUCCAUAUGAUUCUGAAGAAGCAGCAAUUCCUGGCUCAGCUCCUUCAAUACUGCAUGCACGGAAGAACCCGUUUGACCUUCCCCUUGAACAGUCAAAUGAUAGUGUUGUCGUCCAUGCACAUGAUAUUUUAAACUCUGGAGAACCUGCGACUUCUCCUCGUCGUGACAUGAUCUUCAGAAGACAUGAAAGCUUCAACUUUGGAAGGAUGGAUGUGAUCCAGGAGAAGCGUUUUUCUAGACUGAAGCCAUAUUUUGUUCCUGAAACUGUGGAAUGGAAUGCAAGCAAUUUCCAAAGACAGUUCAGUGGUAAGUCUGAGUCUAAGAUGAGCUCUGUUACUGAAUCUGAUAUUGCUUCUUCAGUUGCUGAUCAGGAGGAUCAUAAGGACCAAGAUGAAAAGGACCUUGCAGAUGUUGGAAGUGAAUGCUCAGAUGGUAUCAACUCCAUAGAUGUUGAACUAGACCACAGUGACAUCGAUGACCGUGAGAUUGCUCUACAGCACUUUGUCUUUGAAAGAGCACAAGAAAGGGAAGCACAUCUUGUUUCAACUAAAGGAAAAGGAUGUGAAGAAGAUUAUGCACCAGAAUCAACUGGGAGUUCAACGAUGCCAUUUCAUGCAGUCCCUGACCUGCUUAGCUGGGAAGAUGGAGAUGGUGACAACAGCCUUGGUGCUAAACCUUCUUUCCAACUUAACACAGAAGUUAAAUGCUCAGAAUGGGUUUCUUCUUCCAGGCCACCUGUGGAGGGCGAAUCUGAUUCUGGGGAUCUUCUAGAGUACCUUGACAUUGAAGUUGCAUCAAGCUCAAACACAGCCAUACUUGGUGCAAACAAUGCAGCUGAGAAAGGUGGAAAUGUUGAUCUCAUGUCAUAUUCAAACGACGAAAUUCCUUUAGAUAACCUGAUUCAUCGGUCUAUGGAGCUGCCUUCUGAAUUUGUCAUUGAAACAUUGCCGGUCAUAUCUAGGGACCUACACCCUAUCCCAGAGGAGAGAGUUGCUGAGAACUUCAACGUGCAAGAAAAUCAUGAAGCAGCAAUUUUUACUGAUUCAGUUGUUGCCUUGACUGGGUUGCAUGUAAUUGAGGAGCACUUUGAUGAUGGAACUGACAGAACUCUAUGCUCUGAAGUUGUUUCCUCAUAUCCUCGAGCUAAUGGUGUCACCCAAUCUCCAUCAAGUGAACAUGCAGAAAUCUUGAAUCCCUUUGUUUUGAUGGCUGCUGAACAUAAUAAGGUGGAUAUAAGCGACAUGCAUGGCGAAGCAACUGCCGGAUAUCUACUUGAUUCUGAUGAUGAGGCUGGUAAAAUCUAUCCUGAGCCUAUGGAAGGCAGUGGAAUUGAUGAAAGUUUCCUGUCUGAAUUGGAUGUGGUGGGAGACUUUGGAGUUGAACCGAUGAGACUGGACCAGCAGGUGACAGAUCAGGCUUCUCAUGGUGAUAACACUACCGAUAGUGUUACUGCAGAUUCUGUUAUUAGUCCUCAGACAUCUGACAAUGUCUCCUUGACCAUGUCGGAAGUUGGUGCUGAAGAAUCCAGGGAGCAGUCUCCAUUGGCUGAUGACCUAAAUGGCUCCGAAUUUGGCUAUUCGUUUGGAGCAUCUCAUGAUGACCCUGAGCAGACUGUCUACAAUCCUCGGAGACGGAUCCUUGAAGCAAGCCCCUAUGAAGCAAUGAUAAUGAAUGUGGAGAUGAAACUACCACAUGGUGAGUCAGAAGUGCCUGCUGAUGAUACACCAUCACCAGCGACCUUAGCAGCUGGAUCAAGUGAGCCAGAGGCCACUAUCAAUGAGUUAGCGACAACUACAGCUGAUCCUGAUAUUACUGUUCUAGAUGCAAAAUCUCUGGAGGAUAUUGAGACUGCCUUUAGGCUGGUUAGUGAUGGUGUGGUCUCUGAGGCCACCAUGGGUACUGAAACUUUGCAGAUCUCAGGUGCUGAUGCUGCAGAGCCCAAAGGGGCUGCUGGAGAGCUGCAUGUCAUUGAUGCGAAAUCUGUGGACGACAUACAUGCUGCUUUCCAGAAGCACUUUGAUGCUAUUGUCAAUAGUUCCUUGGAAGAAAAUGAAGACAAGGAUAGGCAUGUAGAGAUGGCAGAAUCCAUGAAGCCUGAUCAACUUACUGAAGCAAUACAUGCCGAAAGUCAGCACAACUUGGGAGAUGCUAGGGAGGCUUUACCAGCGGAGGAGGGUACAAGCGAUAUGAGUACUAGCGAAGCAGAGAGUCACAACAACAUUGGUGCAGCAUCCGAUAAGGUCUCCGAUAGCAGUGCCAAGAAUACUGCGCAGGCAGUGGUGUUGGAGGUUUCUAGUGAAAGAGAAGAGGAAAGUGAACAGCAGUGAAGACCAGUGGAUUGACUGCUGAAAGGAAUCAAUAGAAUUCCACCAUAUAUGAAUUUGAGACAAAAAUGCUCCCUGGUUUGAAGUUUGAAGGAGCUAUAGCAAGCAUUGAUGGAGCGCUAUUGCUGAGUUUCACGGGCUUGCCACUGUGCAUAUACUUCACACAUUCAAAACACAAAGUUCUGAAGUAGACCUUUUGUGAAUGCGUUUGCUUUUUAUUUUUGCUAUUGUUUUGAGGUUUUGGUGGGUUUGUUUUAGAUUGAUCCCCCCUCGUUUGGCUGUAAUUUGAAGAGGUAAGUUUUGCCCAGACAGUUCGGUGUGGCUGCAGGGACAUGGAACGAUCUGUUCUGCCAUGUGAAUUGAGAUUUUGUUGUAUUGUUUGAACUUUGAACUAGCGAAGCUGGCAAUAGAAGAACAAGAUAGGUGUAUUUCACCUUUGAAUGUGUCGGUGACAUUUAUUAGUGUCCUUACCGUGAAUAAACUGUUUAAUUUACAGCGA